Molecule: messenger RNA, 1501 nt
Organism: Anopheles aquasalis
Lineage: Eukaryota; Metazoa; Arthropoda; Insecta; Diptera; Culicidae
Product: solute carrier family 2, facilitated glucose transporter member 7-like
Biological process (GO): transmembrane transport
Cellular component (GO): membrane
Molecular function (GO): transmembrane transporter activity
Source: RefSeq, a predicted model, not a curated record
GCACCGUGUUACGCGCUCAGUCGCGCCGCUGCCUUCGAUCGGGAACCAAGUGCAAGUGAUCGGGAUUUAAUACGCUUGUGACGACGACGCUGCGCUUCGACCCGGCCAUAGGAUGUCUGGGUUCGGGAGACAAAUAUCCUGCAUCCUGAGCAGCAUGCUGCAGCUGUUCUGCGGAGGAAUGCACAUCGGCUGGAGUAUCAUGCACUUUUACAUGUCCGGCAACAAGUGGGCCGUCGGUAUCUCGGUGGACGAGUUCCGGUUUGCUAUCCUGUCGUUCUUCACUGGUUGUGGCUUUAUCAUACUAAUAGUGGCGGCCACAAAGCAACUACUGCCGACCAGAGUGUGGCUGAUGUUGUCGGCAUUUUUCUUCAUGAUAAACGGCAUCUUCUUCACGGCCAUGCCGACCAACUAUGGUGCCACCGUCGGUACACGCAUCGUGGCAGGAUUCGGUCAGGGCAUUUGCCACGUCGUGUCCAUCAUCUACGUCGGUGAGAUCGCUUCGCGUAACUUGCGGGGCAAACUGGUGGCCAUGCUGGUGUCUAGCAUUAUCGGAGGUAUCGCACUGUUCACGAUACUGUCCAUGGUUACGACCAACCCGAUCUACAUCGUUGAACCGAACAUGCACCCGAACCGCGCUAUCGGUAUCGUAAUCCUGUCGUUGAGCACCUUCGCCCUCGUGCCUGCCUGGUUCCUAGUGAUCGAAUCUCCCAUCCACACGCUCACAACCUCAGGCAACGAUGCGUUAGCGAAGAGCAAUCUACUCCGGCUGCGUGGCCUCAGCAUGGAGUCACCGUCGAUGAUGGACGAGUUCGAGGACAUGAAGUCACUGGCGGCAGAGAGUGAAAGCCUAUCGCCGUUCUUCCUGUCACAGGGCAAUUUUCCGCCCUUCCAGCUGUCACUGCUCAUCAAACUGGCCAACCUGCUGUUCUUCAACUACUCCAUGAAUACCGCCAAAAUGUCCCUGAUGUCGCUCAUGUUCACCUUGAACGUGUUCACGCACAACUGGGCCCCAUCGAUACUGAUGCUGAGCAAGUUCGUCGCUUCCCUGUUCGCUAUCGUCAUCAUCGAUGUACUGCCACGGCGUUUCCAGUACGGCGUGUCGUCUAUCUUCACCGGUUCCUUCAUGCUUGCGCUCGGUAUCAUCUUGGCGACGUACGAUGUCGUUGAAACGUGGAUUCCACCGUUCCUCUACAUCACAGCCGAGGUGUUCAAUACGUUCGGUAUGCUGCCGGUAUCGGAAAUCUUGCUAUCUGAGGCGUUCCCACCGAAGAAGCGUGCCCUUUCCGUUUCCUCCAUACUCAUCUGCGAGUACGUUGGCCACAUGGUGGUGUACAUCAUCUACUUCAACGUGCCGAGUACGCUCACCAACACCUACAUCAAAACGCUCGUGUUUUCCGGCGUCAUACUGCUCAAGUGUUUCAUUGCCAUGCUGACGAUACCGGACACGCGGAACAUGUACCCCCGGGAGGCCGUUCAGGCGUACAUGCACAAGAAGAAGUAA